AUAAGUCUAUUUAAUGAACUUGAACUCACACAGGAAAAUGAGUCAAUAAUGUUGAAGGAUGACUAUGACCAAUUUGUCAAAGCUUUUAAAGAGAUGAAAGAUGAGGAAAAAUGGAUCCUUUUGACAGGUAAGGUUGUAGAGGAUCAAUUGUACACAUUUGGUACAAAAUGCACACAAGAACAGUAUGUGUUAAUUAAAUUUCAUCUUACAUAUUCAUAUUACAGUGAUCUACUUAAAGAUGAACAAUACCAAAGAUCUAUAAAACAAAUAUUUAAAAAGGAACCAUGGGAUGAGUUUUAUGAUGCCAAAAAACAUGUAGAUCUAGAAUGGAUCAGAAAUAGCACAUAUAAUCU
Molecule: messenger RNA, 353 nt
Organism: Entrophospora candida
Lineage: Eukaryota; Fungi; Glomeromycota; Glomeromycetes; Entrophosporales; Entrophosporaceae
Source: the annotation of a GenBank genome assembly